Perkinsus marinus ATCC 50983 is the source of this 1010-nucleotide messenger RNA. Its product is annotated as malate dehydrogenase, putative. The record is from RefSeq and is a predicted model, not a curated record. Lineage: Eukaryota; Perkinsozoa; Perkinsida; Perkinsidae. The transcript has a single exon. Gene Ontology annotation, biological process: carboxylic acid metabolic process; tricarboxylic acid cycle. Gene Ontology annotation, cellular component: cytoplasm. Gene Ontology annotation, molecular function: L-malate dehydrogenase (NAD+) activity. The coding region runs from base 57 to 1010 and encodes 317 amino acids.
CAGAAAUUGCCGUACAAUUUCCUUCGCAGUUCAGACCCGUAGUUCUGUCGGAGUAAAUGUCGACUAAGGUUGCCUUGCUCGGUGCUUCAGGUGGUAUUGGUCAGCCGCUGGCUCUGUUGUUGAAGAUGAACCCAAUGAUAACCGAGUUGGCUCUGUACGAUAUUCCCCAAGCUCGUACCCCUGCUGCCGGUGUUGCUGCGGAUGUAAGUCACAUCAACACACCCGCCCAAGUGAAGGGCUACGCUGGUAUGGAGGAGAUCGAGGCGGCUCUCAAAGGCUCUGACGUUGUCAUCAUUACUGCUGGGGUUCCUCGCAAGCCUGGUAUGACCAGGGACGAUCUCUUCAGUAUCAACGCGGGUAUCGUACGCGAUCUUGCUAAGGCUAGUGCUCAGUAUGCCCCCAAGGCCUUACUCCUCAUCGUGACCAAUCCCGUCAACUCUACGGUCCCCAUCGUUGCCGAAGUAUAUAAGAAAGCCGGUGUUUACGAUCAUCGCAAGGUGAUUGGAGUCUCCCUUUUGGAUGUUGUUCGGGCUAACACGUUCGUCGCAGAGAAGUUCGGCCUAGAUGUGAGCAAGGUUGACGUCCCUGUCAUCGGUGGCCAUGCUGGUGUGACCAUCAUGCCUGUUUUCUCGCAGUGCACUCCCACGGUCAAGAUUGAUCACGAAACUGUCCUCGCUUUGGACUCUCACGUUCAGAAUGCCGGCACCGAUGUCGUCAACGCCAAGGCUGGUUCUGGAUCUGCCACUCUUGCCAUGGCUCUGGCGGCUGCCAAGUUCGCCGAUGUCGUUAUUCGCGGGUUGAGAGGGAGUACCACUUCUGCCUGCGCUUUCGUCAAUGUGCCUUAUGGAGACCUGCCUUUCUUCGCCUAUAAGUGCGACUUUGGUCCUGAUGGUUUGCUGAAGGUGCACGAGAUCAAGGAUCUCAACGAUCAUGAGUCUAAACGACUCAAGGAGGUGUGUGACAAGCUCAAGGGAGAUAUUCAAAGAGGAAUCGAUUUCGCCGACCAGUAG